Molecule: messenger RNA, 1239 nt
Organism: Colletotrichum siamense
Lineage: Eukaryota; Fungi; Ascomycota; Sordariomycetes; Glomerellales; Glomerellaceae
Exons: 4
Coding region: 1-1239 (412 amino acids)
Cellular component (GO): cytoplasm
Source: RefSeq, a predicted model, not a curated record
AUGGACGACUCGGGCAGCAACAAGCAGUGGCCCGUCACCGUCGCAUCCACCGUCUUGUCAUCUUCCGUCUCGCCCGUCUACGGCUCCAACAUUCCGUCACUGCUGCCGCCCCCAGCAAAGUUCGAGGCCCAAGGACUCACUCAACGUGGUCGAAGCCGAUCGUCCCGUCUCCUCCCCCCUACCGCGCUCGCGGCCAGGACGCCCGACCGGUUUCUCUGCCCGUGCCCAAGCCUGCCUACUAUUCUAAGCCCCAAGACUACCCAAGCUACCCCUGCCAACCCAAGUCGCAGCACCAGUGUUCGCAACAGUCUGCCUCCGAGUACUAGCGUCACACGGAGCUUCAGCGCGCGCAAUCGGCCUAUCAACGAGGAAGACGGUCGUGCCGACCCAUCUGUCCAGCGCAGCAAAAGCGUGAACCAUCACAACGUCCCUAGCGGUCUCCGUCGCUCGGGUUCAUUGAACCAAAGAUACAACGGCGAUAUGUCUCACCGACCUCUAGACAUGCUCAAGAAGGAGCAUCGUGCAGCAGACCGCGCUCCUCACCUUCGCACUCGCAAGAAUGGUCCCAUGACCGACACCAUUGACGGGCUCGACACCAUAGGUGGUGUCUACCACCAUGGCGGCCCGUAUGACGCCACUUUGGCGUCCCGCAACCGCAACAAGCAGUACGCCCCAGUUGAGGCCGUCAAGGAAUCCAACGAGGAGGCUUUGAGAGCAACUCCCCGUGAAUACAUCCAAGACUCCCUUACCAAGCAUGUUCCUCUUCAAGGAACCGGCACCGUCCCCGUCGGCAGCAGCGACAUGCGCGGCAACAUUAUGAACUAUGAGGAGGGAGCGGACCUCAUGCGCGAGCCUGACGCGCAGGGCGGUGCUUACAAACGAUGGGACGGAAUCCCGUACCACCCUGAUGAUCUCAAAGGAAAGGGCGAGCCUUCGUACACCUACGAGAGAGAUCUUAAGGAGAAGAAGCGCAUGCGCAAGGCGUCCCUCGGCAACGGCCCUGUUGAGUACGAGAUGCAUCCCGGUGCCAACAGCCAGUCACGAAAGAAUCUCGGUGCCACGGUUCGUCAGCGGAGCGUGAGCAAUGCCGCCGAUGGAAGGCCCGGCCCAUCAGAGACGCCCACCGGACAGUCGAACAGCGCAGAUGUGCGCCGUCACAACAGCACUGGCAAGCGCCUUAGUGACGGUCUGAAGCGCCGCUUCGGAAGUAUUCGUCGAAAACAUCAAGCUGCAGCCUAG